GUUGCGGCGAGCGAGGGACCACGGCACCAUCGCCAUCUCGCCAUCUUGCCAUCGCUACAGCCAAAACCCUCGAGCUCCGCAAAGCAAAACCCUUACCGAAGAAGAAAGGAAGGAAGCCGCAGCCAUGGCCACCACCGCCUCGUAGUCAAGACCGCCUUUUACUCGUCCUGCUUUAGGUACUUGCGUCUCAACCUCUGCUGCGGCUGCUGAGUUGAACCACUUUUCUGCCAUUCUCGCUUCGUUUGGAUCGUUGCAUGUAGUUGUGAACAGCAACAAAGCGUGAAAGAGGUCUGUUCUUUCCAAGACGGAGUGCGGAUGCGGGGACUAUCAUUUUGGUGCUCUCUUUGCUGCUUGGGCUUCUGUUUCUUAUGUUUCCGGCGGCGCCGUCGCAAACGGAUGGUGUGUUCCUCUGGUCUAUAUUGACUACAUUCCUUCAGGGAAAAUUUGGAAAGUUCAUGAGAUGAUUGGAGCUUGAGGAGGGCGGUCUUUUUGGGUGAAAAAUUUGCAAGAGUGAUGAUAGUUCUGUUAGCAUCUUUUUGUUGUGACCUCCUCUCUUCAGUUACUCGUCCAUGGCGCCGACUGUUCUGGCUAGCGCUGCACCUGUACAUUUCUGCGUGGAGCGUCGUGCUAAAUCGAUUGUCCGAAGCUUUCACAAGGUUUAUUGGAGUAGUAACAGCAUAUCGUCGCGAAAAAGAGCUGGAGUUACGACUCUGUUCUUUGAGGCAUGAUUAUGAAGACUUGAAAUUGCGGAAUGGUGAGCUUCAGAGAAAAUUAGAUGCCCUCACAAGAUAUCGCCGGAGGGUUAUGGAAACUCUUGACCUUGUGAUGGCUGACAAGGAAAAAGCAGUGAACGCUCUGAAGGUCUUGAAAAAUAAGGUUCAGAAUUUGGAAACCACAAAUCAACAGUUAGCUGAUAUUGAAGAGGUGCUACGGAGGGCUCUGGAAGAGAAUCUGGCAAACUUAAAAGCAGCCAACAAGCCAAGUACAGAAAAGCUUUAUAACAGCUUUAGUGCAGAUUCUCAAUUUGUUCAAGCUAAACGUCUCACCGAUAAAACUCUUCUUAACAAAGACACACUCAAAGACAAAGAAUCAUCUGGUGUCCCACAACCUGUGAGAGCUCAGCCACCUUGCAGGUCGGGACUGAUCGUUCGAACAAAUGUCGAGACUGUGUUUGUUGUUGAAUCUGAGAACGGUGCGGCCUUCGCGUCGACUAUGUUUAGUGCAUUGCUUUCAACUCUGGUGGCAAUAAUUGCGUGGGAGUCCAAGAGUCCUUGCAAACCUCUAGUGAUUGCCCUGUUCUCUGUGGUGGGCAUGUCGCAUAUCAGCGUAGUUCGCUUUUUCACUAAACUCCAGACGCAACGAGGUUUUUUGGCUGUGGCUCUUCUGAGCCUCAACUGGUUUGUUUUGGGAACCUUGGCUCACCCUGCCUUGCCACACGUUGGUCCGAUGGGGUCUGGCGUCUUAUUAGCUGUUGGUGGUAGGUUUCUUAAGUUCCUUGGGUUUGAAAACAUCAUGAGAGUUGUCGAGGUUACCAGCAUUUGAGCGGCAAUCGAUGCGAGAGUAGACAUUGCUCAAACUGCGGCCCUGUGUUGCAUGUUCGAUACUUGUAAUUAGAUGGUAGGUAGAUUUUUCUUUGUACAUGAAAUUAGUGUACAGGUAAAACAUGAAAGUUCUUAUUCAGUAUAUAGUGUACAGGGAUUCUCUAUAAAUUGAACUGAUUAAAAAAAAAAAAAAAAAAAAAAAAAAAAACAGUUCAGUUAGAAUGAGUAGGGACAAGUUCGAGCAGAUUUAAACAGAGAUGUAACUUGCUACCCUUUCCGUUAAAUGAAAGUUAACAGCUCUGGUGCUGGAACAGAUGUGAUAA
Molecule: messenger RNA, 1864 nt
Organism: Physcomitrium patens
Lineage: Eukaryota; Viridiplantae; Streptophyta; Bryopsida; Funariales; Funariaceae
Source: RefSeq, a predicted model, not a curated record